Molecule: messenger RNA, 1122 nt
Organism: Actinia tenebrosa (Australian red waratah sea anemone)
Lineage: Eukaryota; Metazoa; Cnidaria; Anthozoa; Actiniaria; Actiniidae
Product: adenosine receptor A3-like
Biological process (GO): G protein-coupled receptor signaling pathway
Cellular component (GO): plasma membrane
Molecular function (GO): G protein-coupled receptor activity
Source: RefSeq, a predicted model, not a curated record
AUGAGAAUCAAUCUCUCUAAAUACGAACAGUAUAUCUGGUCCACUGUCUUUCUUCUCCAGGCCUUGGUCAUCUUAGUUGGUAACGUUGUGGCGCUUAGGAUUUUCUUAAAACGAAAAUUCCUGAUCAACAAGUCCUGCUUCUUGUUAAUAAAUCUUACAUUCGCUGACUUAAUUGUUGGGUUGUCAUCUACUGUGAUUUGGUUUGUCGCAGUAGCCCAUCAUGGUGGAGGUCAAGAUCAUAUAAAUCUUAGUCGACUUUUGUUUUUGAUUCCAUUGGCUUCUUUGUUCUCUUUGGCUGUCAUUUCUAUUGAAAGAGCUGUGGCUGUUUUUAUGCCCUUCCGCCAUCGUGUGGCCAAUAAUCGACAUUAUUUCGCUGCAGUCGGAUUGUGUUGGGUUAUUUUUGCUGUACCUUCUAUUCUUGGUCCUCAUAUUCACAAUACCAAAUUCAAAGAUGUUCUAUACUUCCUCGUGAUCAUCUUUCUUCUUCUGAUCCUUACAGCAUCCUACGUGUCUAUCUACGUCAAAAUGAAAUUCUUUCCUACCCUAGAGCAAGGUAGAACCAGGCAGUGUCAGUUCAAGUUGUCAAAAACACUUUUCCUUACCACUGUGGCUUCAGUAAUAGCUUGGUUUCCUUUACCAAUAGUUCAGUGUUACACCUAUUUCUGUGACUAUCAUUGCAAAGGAGACGUUCUUGACAUUUGCAUCAUGUUAACGUUGGUAGCACAGCUUAGUAACUCAUUCCUGAACUUGGUUGUGUAUUCAUUUAGGUUGCCUGAGUUUAGGAAAGAAUUGAAGGCAAGCUUGUGCAGAUGUUUCAGAAGACAUAGAGUUCAUCCUAUUAGCAGGGCUGAUGCUUUUUGCCUUGAUACAAGUCGAGCCUUACGUACGGAAUAACGAGUCUCACAUAAUAUCGACUAAACAAGAUACUGAAAACCCUAGAGAGCAGCCAUUGCCAUUGGAUGCGAGUUUUAGCUGUUCGUUAACUUAAUCUAAAUGCAAGGAUGAACUGAAUAUUUCUUCUCCAGAGAAGAGGUCGUCGUACUCAAGUAGGAAUUCAGUAAAAGUUGCUCUAGCUUGAUGACUACAAGCCGAUUAAUAUAAGAAGCCCUUCCAAUUAUCAAU